AUGUCGGAUGGUGAAACAGAUCCUCCUCAACCUCAAGGCCUCGAAGCUAAACUCGCCCAAUUAACUGACUUGGUCCUGCAGCUUGCCGCUUCCCAAUCUUCACCGACGGUCCAAUCCGCCUCCCGGUUCUCUUUUGAUGCUUUCUCUACAACGUCUCAAGAACAUAUAGAGGAUUACUUUGACAGGUUCGAACUCAAAUUGAACUUAUGCCAUGUGCCUAAAACUCAAUGGGUAAACCAGGCCCGGGUGCACAUGGGCCCCGAGUUAAAUGCAUCAUUAAAUGCUCUUUGUUUUCCUGUCCUUCCUAGCUCGCCUGACUUUGCAUCACUCAGAAACAAGCUCAUUUCUCACUAUGCCAAAUCGCGUAACAAAUUUAGUGAAGCCAUCACCUUCCGGAAGAUUCAUCAGCACGCUGAUGAGUCUAUAUCAGAUUUUGUGUCUCGCCUCAAGACCGGUGCGCGAUAUUGUGAGUUUGGCGACUUCCUAGAUUACUCGCUUAGUAUUCAGUUCAUCCACGGCCUGUUUAUCGAUGACAUCCGCGAGGAAAUUGUAACGAAGCAACCUGCCAACUUCGAUGCUGCUGUCGCUGUGGCGACUAACCUCAAAUCUUCUUUUCAAGCCUCUGCCAUCCUCAAGCCCACUUCUGUCCAACACUCAACCACUAUCAGCAAGUUUUCACAUGAAACUAGACCCAAACUCAAGAAAAACUCAGGAAACUAUCGGAGCCGCAGUCAUCCUCACAGUAAGAACUCACACCGCAGCCCUUCUCUCAGUAAGAAUUCUCAUCGCAAUCCUUCUCACAGUAAGAACACAAACUCUUGUUUAUCUUGUGGAGGUUCUUAUAACCGCAGUACAUGUAAAUUUUAUAAUGCUGUCUGUAAUUACUGUAAAAUCCGAGGUCACCUUGUCAAUGCAUGUAAGAAGAAAAAGUACUUUAAUGGUAAAGAAGUUCAUGAUAAUACCAGAAACAAUUCUGAUAAUUCUAAAGUUCAUGAUUUUCGUCCCGAUUCUGAUACUUAUUAUCUGCAACAUCAAUUUAAAUCGAUCUCUGGUGGCAGUCCACCAAUUUUGCUCGAUGUCCUCAUCAAUGGUAAAUUACUCCGUAUGGAGCUUGACAAAGGUGGUCCCUGUAGCCUUAUCAGUCAUAGCACGCUCCAAAAAUUAUUACCUCGUGCCAGAAUGACUAAAAUUAAUGAAAGUUUCACCUCUUACACUCAAACUAAGUUCAACUGUAUAGGUUACAUUUGGGCUAAAGUGACUUUCAGGAAUCGUACUGAGUACCUCAAAUUAUUCAUCACAGAUAUCCCUGGCGAUAACAUUUUUGGUCGUCAAUGA
Messenger RNA from Bemisia tabaci, 1335 nucleotides. NCBI's taxonomy places the organism in Eukaryota, Metazoa, Arthropoda, Insecta, Hemiptera, Aleyrodidae. The record is from RefSeq and is a predicted model, not a curated record.